CGUGACCUUUGGGCUCGAGCCAGUCGCCCGUAAGAUUGGCAGCGAUGGCGCGCGCAGGCCACGCGUCCUGGCGCCUGGUCAGGUCUCUGACGGCCGCGCCAGCGGUGCGGCGCGCUGCGGGCUCGUCGGGCCUGCCUGCGGGGAUCUGCACGCUGCUUCUGCCUGCUCGUCGCGCGGCUGUGCUGUGCGUCGGGCGCCCAGGCGCGGGCAGCCGAUGCAUCGGCGCUACGGCGUGCAGCCGUGGGAUUGAGGACGACGAGCUGAGGCAGCGGCUCCACGACUUCAACGAGCAGUUCGCCGAAGCGCGGCUCUGCCUGUCCGAUGCCUCGGAGUCAAAGGACACAACGUAUUUCGCGGACGACAUCGAGGAAGCCAAGGAGGCUGUCGACAAGACGGUUGAGCUGUACGAGUCAUUGUUGUCUGCCCUGGGCGAGGAGAAGAGGGCCGAAGUGGAGUCGGCGAAUAGCCUGAAGGUCCGCAGCUUCAUGGAGGAG
Molecule: messenger RNA, 494 nt
Organism: Prorocentrum cordatum
Lineage: Eukaryota; Dinophyceae; Prorocentrales; Prorocentraceae
Source: the annotation of a GenBank genome assembly